GAUUGCUCUAGUGUAUUUAAAACAGCUGUAUGUGUGUCGGGCGAAUUGUUGAUUCGAACAAAACAUACAUAAAGACGCAAUUUUUUACAGAUUUUCCAUCAAUGUUCUGUUAAAUGCAAUACAACCGGCUCCGGCGUUUGGAACGCGUUCAUCAGAAGACACAAACGGUGGAGCAGCGGCAGCGGCAGCAGAUCGGGCAGCAUGAACAAAGUCGGCAAGCACAUCCAAAGCGGCGUCUCGGCAAUCGGCGGUGGCAGUCCUGUGGCUCUCUCAACAGCAUCUCUGCUCGGCUCUCCAAUAGAAAGUGAAACUGUGGUGUCCGGACCUGGUGCCGGCAAUGCAACGAAUGUGUUCAACUCGAUCAUGAGCUUCCUGCCAGACAAUCGGCCCAUUACCUCGCUGCACAUUGUCGAGGAUUUUGAGCGCUGCCCAAAGAACUUCAGUGCCAUUAAUCGCACCUAUGACCAGGAUGCAGAUGCAGACCUAUGGCGCGACUAUAGCAUUUUCGGACGCCAGAAUACCCGCUAUCUGUGCCUCUCCAAGUCCGAGGGCCUGCCCGACUAUGUGGUGGAGACACUCCAGGUCAUUGCGGACAAGACGACUCCGCCGAAGGAGUUCUCGCUGCUCUCGCGCACAGCUGACAGCGACCAGAAGGCCUGGCGGAAACGGCAAAUCGCCUACAAGCUGUCGAAGCGGGGAACUGUGACCCAAGCGGUGACCGACAUCAUUCUCUGCUCCAAGCUUAAGGUGGCACCCGACGGAUUCAAGCUGGCUGGCGAUAUCAAUGGUGUGCUCAUCUGCUACAAGACGGGCGCCAUUCCCGUACGCUUGCCGCCGCCAGUGCCAGCUGUAGCUGCAACCGCUGGAGGCGGCGUCUGUGAGGUGGAACAGGCCCUCAAUCGCCUCAACCUGCAGGGGCAGCGACACUCGCGCGGACCCCUGCCGCAGCCACCAACAUCAGAGCAUCAUGACUAUGAGGAGAUUCAGGCCAAUUAUCAAAUAAAUUCGCCACAGCGCCCGGCACCGCCACGUCCAGCGGGUGCCAAUGCCAGUGGGGUGGUGGGACGUGCGGCCUAUGGCGGAACAGGAACACUGGGAACCUAUACAGAACUGGAAGGGGUUCCCUUUGUGAUGGAUGUCAGGCUGCAUCGGAGUCAGCCAGAAACUGAUCUACCAAUACUGCCAGAGCUGACAACGCUGCUUAGAUCGUUGGACUAUGAUUUUCAAUUGGAACGUCAGGUUCUGUGCACCAUGAAGUCUUCGGCCUCGAAGAAUCCAUUCUUCAAGUAGAUAAUCCCGAUAA
Molecule: messenger RNA, 1303 nt
Organism: Drosophila guanche
Lineage: Eukaryota; Metazoa; Arthropoda; Insecta; Diptera; Drosophilidae
Gene: Mvb12
Product: multivesicular body subunit 12A
Exons: 6
Coding region: 202-1290 (362 amino acids)
Biological process (GO): receptor catabolic process; viral budding; endosome to lysosome transport via multivesicular body sorting pathway
Cellular component (GO): cytosol; ESCRT I complex
Source: RefSeq, a predicted model, not a curated record